Messenger RNA from Pocillopora meandrina, 13716 nucleotides. NCBI's taxonomy places the organism in Eukaryota, Metazoa, Cnidaria, Anthozoa, Scleractinia, Pocilloporidae. The record is from the annotation of a GenBank genome assembly.
CCAAUCAUGCGAGACGAGGAGUACUGGGAAAUACUGGAUCUGUAGCUUAUGAUAUUUCAUUCUGAGGGAAUCGCCUUACGUGCAUGUGAAGUGUGAUCUUGUGGAAGGAAGCUAUAGAUUAUGGAGCACUCUGCAGAAACGGUUGGCCACGAUCCUUGCUCGUUUUCCAGACCAAACCAAUGUCUGUGCACAAACAUCACCUGGUUCGUCGAUGUCUUGAUUGAUAAAAAGAUCCUCGAAUGUCGCGUUCAGCUCGAAUUCGAAGUGAAAAAGGAUGGAGUCAAAAAAAUGGUGAGUUUCGAUUUUUUAUUUUCAUUCGCGUGAGCAUUAUAAAAUGAAGUUAAGGAGGCACGAGAUUAAGUUAAAUGCAGAUGAACUCGAGAACCUUUCAAUAUUUUUGGUAAACUAUGAAUUCUUAACUGAUCGGCUCCAAAGCUUUAUAGCGAGGUUACCAAAACAUGCACCAGAUUAAGGCAUACAUUGCAAACAUUAAUUUUUUAGACGGAAGUAAUUAGUUUGGAAAACUCCUCGCGCAAAUUAUGUGAUCAUGUCUGGGUUCUCCAUCUUUAGAUUGGCAAAACAGACUGCAAUGCAGAAUGUUGCUUCUAGGUGCAAAGUGUUUGCAGUUCUCAACACUUGGAUUCUGAAUCCCUGAGGCGAUCUAUUUAUCAAAUGGUUUUUAAUCAGUAGGGCGUUUCCGUUGAGGCCAGCCUCACCCAGUUCGCUUUGCCAUCUUGUCUAGACAUUUUUAAUUAUUUCGUUUCCCGCUUUAUCUUAAAAUGCAAUUGUCUGCAUAUCCAGCGAUGCUGGUUUCUUCAUGACGCAGCAGUCAUGACGCAGUAGUCGUGUAAAAAGACGUUAAACUGCUAAAAUUAACUGUCUGCCAAUAUUCAGGUCUUGAGUGGCCAGAGUGAUUCAAAUUUGAUAUUAGUUACUGGAGGAGUCAGCAUACAAACUAAAAGUUUACACAGUCUGUAGUUUUGUGAUAUGUGCAUUAAUUAAUCACUCAGCCAAUUGCAUCUUAAGGCUUGUAGAGUUACUAUUCUUACAAACUAGUAAGAGCUUACAAAGUUACAAGCAUGUACAUUGAAGCAAAAUGCUAUUGCCUGACUAAGAUAAGCUGAUUACAAAGAACUGUCAUUCAAAGAUUGCUUGCAGUUAAUUUAUUUAUAUUGAAGAAAACAUUAAAAUUACUUAUCCUUGCUCCUCUGCUUUGUCCAUAUCAACUGUGCUCAUGAAUAUCAUUUUAUGCACACUAUUGUUACCCCAUAGGUGCCAACUCCACUGAGAAGUCCUGUGCCAACACAAAUGAAUAUAUUAUUUUUCAAAAAUUUAACUUGUUUUGAGAUUAUAGGCUAGUUUAUUAUACAUCACCAGUACCAAUGAUUUGACUGUUACUCUCUAUCUUUUAACAUACUGAGUUUGUCAUGUAGGCGCACAUUAUGCCAUUUGCGUGGCAUACUCAAUGCAUCACACAGCUAGUAAAGGGAUAAAUUCUUCAUUUGCACUACUGUCCAACUACCUCAAACCCUUUCAGUGUACUAAUGUUGUCAGGAGAAAUUGCUCAUUAGUGACUAACAGGAAUAAAAGGAUAAACCCUUUCACUCCUGUGAUCUCAUCGGUAAUUCUCCUUGCUGUCAGCUAUAUGGUUCCUAUGACGUUAUUCUGGAGAAUUUGGUAUAUGAUUAAUUAAUAUUCUGGUGAUUAAUUUUUUUUUUACAUUCUCAUCACUUGUCUGCUUGACAUUGUAUUGAUAAAGUAAGGAGAAAUUCUGUCCUGGUCACACAAAGAGUUAAAGCAACAAAGGCUAUGAAAUAAUCACAGUGUACUGAGAUUUACAGUGUUGUUAGUCCAGAACUGAGUGCCAUGAGUCUGGGGAAAUUUCUUGAUGAAUAAUAAUGAAAUAUUAAAUAUUAAUGAAAUUCUUUUAUUAAGGCUCUUGAUACCCGAGACUUGACAAUUCACAGUGUUACAGAUGGUAAUGGAGAGAACCUGAGUUUCAGCUAUGGCAAGAAGCAUAAGGCAUUUGGAACACCACUGAACAUUGACCUUCCUGAUGGUUUAAAAAGGUAAUAUAUCUCAGAUAAGAAUAAUUUUGAUUUUUUAGUUUUUACUCAAGUCGAGUGUCCCCCCCGCCCUGGCCAGAGAUUUUCUCAGUUUCCUGUUCAAGAGACUAAGUGUAUUACCUCUCCCUCCCUUGGAUGGGAUGUCAGUCCGUCGGAAGGUUACCCCCCAGCAUUUCUUGAGGCUUCCCUGACAAUUUGCUGUUACUCAUUUAUACUCAUGGGUGAAGAGAGGCACUGUGGGUCAGAGUAAAGUGUGUUGUCCAAGAACACAACGGAAUGACCAGUGACCCAGGCAGGUCUUAUACCCAGAGUCCAGUGCACUAAACAUCACACCACCAUGUCCCCCAAAAUUGUUAUUGGCUUAAUAUUUAUUCCUAAAACCUUUGGUAUAAAUUAUCAAAAAGUUUCAAGUUUUUUGUUCAUUUUAAUAGUGGUUCCAAGCUAUACCUUACGAUUAAUUACCAGACCUCUGAGACUGCAUCAGCUUCUCAGUUCCUUACCCCUGAACAGACUGCUGGGAAGAAGUAUCCUUAUUUUUUCACCCAGUGCCAGGUAAGUUAAAAAUUAAUCUACCCGAUCAAAACAGUCAAUUAUUUACACUUAUCAAGCUAGUUCCUGGGGGAAAAAAUGAAACCAUUUAAACCUCUUUUAUUAACCCUUAUCACACUAACAUUAGUAUAUAUAUUCUCCAUACAUUUAAUAUAAAUUUCCCUAUGGUGUUGACAAAGAGAAUUUGUGUAACAGUAUAAAGAGCUUCUUUUGUUGGAGAUCAUUUCCUUUAUUCUCAUUCCCUUAACCCUUUCACUCCCAAGAUCUGAUUAGUAAUUCUCCUUACUAUCUGCCAUACAAUUCUUAUGAUGUUAGUUCAGAGAAUUUGGUAUUGGAUCAACUAAUAAUCCCAUGAUUGAUAUUCUUCUCUAUUCUCAUCACCUGCCUGCUUGAUAUUAUAUUGAUAUUGUAAGGAGAAAUUCUGUCUUGGUCACUUGUGGCAGUGAAAGGGUUAAUGCGCAAUUUAAGGUGAUGUUAUAGGGAGAAAUUACAUAAUAAUCACCUCUAGUGGUGAAAGGGUUAAGAAUGGGGGACACAUUUGUCAAGUUAUGAACUAAAAAAAGUUGAGUUUGAAGUUCUGAACCACAUUACCAUUUAGAUUGACAAGUAUUUUUAUUUGUUGUCUUUAGGCUAUCCAUGCUCGCAGUCUUAUUCCAUGCCAAGACACACCUUGUGUAAAAACACCUUACCAAGCAGAGGUAUCAUUAAAUACUUAUUUAAUAACUUAUUAUAUAAUAAUCUGAAUUGAUUGCAUAUACAUUUUAAUUUGUUAGAUUUUUCCUAAUUUUGGUUUCCCUGUUCUACGUAGAAGUUAGUGUCACGAGACCUGUUUUCCAUAUUUGGUAUUGUACACGAGGUUUUCUGUUCAGAUUAAAAAUAGUUCUUCCGCCAUCUUGAUCUAGUUACUGUGUUCCUGGCCUUUAUUCGGAAUACACUACAUAAUUGUUUCUUACUUAUGAUCUGUUGGAGAUCAUGCAACAUGUAGAACAUCAUGCAGGCUUAGUCAAUGCAGUUUGAUGAAGGCCUUGUAAAGAAAUAUGUUCCUCAACUAGGUAACUGUACCCAAAGAGCUUGUUGCUGUCAUGAGUGCUAAGGGAACAGGAAGUCGUGAUGAUCCCCAAAAUCCUGAAAAAAAAAUAUACACUUUCACUCAGAAGGUAAAAGUUUUUAUUUCUACUUUUUAUCAAUUAAGAAUGAUUCUUAUGUUGCAUAUUGUGACUUCCAUAAAUAGUAGUGAACAUAUUCUUCACAAUGUUCUCUUUACCUUUCUUAUGGUGCCAACAGGGAGAAUUUGUUUGAUAAUCAGAAGUUUCUUAAAUUGGUGAUCAUUUCUCUAUUAAUGUGACCUUAAUAUUUGAGUCAAUGGUGAUACUGUGGGAAGAAUUUGGAAGCCAAUCACUCUAAGGAGUUAAAGGGCUAAAUAAUCUCUGAGAGGGGUACAAAACAUAAUUAUUUAUGUCCAAGAAGAGAAACAUUAUUACUAUUUUAUCUCUUUGAAGGGCAUUGAGGGAAUAAGAACUAAAAAAAUUAUAACAAAAAAGUCUGAACAAUCACACAAGCAUGCUAGCCUUGUAGCAGACAUUGUAAAGCUUGUCACAUCACACAAUCAUCAAGUGAUAAUUGAGGAAUGAUUGCCUGGUGUGACGAGCCUAACAAGGUCAGUGUAGGAGGCUCAGACAAGCUUUCAAUUUAAAAUACAUUUAAGCCCACCAAACUUUCUAUUUAAGCCUGCAAAGUGGGCCACAAUGCCCAACAGAGUUAUAGUAACAACCACUUACUUUCAUCCUUAGGUGACUAUUCCGAGUUACCUGAUCACUAUCGCAGUUGGAGCCUUAGUUAGCCAGUAAGUCACAUAAGAAAAAACUUGUCAACAACAAAAAAAACAACAACUUACAAUCUUUUAUUAUCAUCAUUUUUUAAAAUUGUAAUAGUCUUUGAUUGACAAGUAGCUGAGAGUGGCUUCUUGUUAUCUGCGAUAAUAGGGAAAUCUGAUUUCAUUUCACCAAAGUCUACAGGAAUUAAUUUUCCUGGCUAGAUUUCCAAGUGUGUUGAUUAAAUUAUUUACCCUAGAUCUUAGUUAGCAAGUAAGUCAGAUAAGAAGAAAAAUUGUAAAAAACAGCUAAAACAAUAUCAAUCUUGUUGUUAAUCACUUCUGGAAGUUAAAGGGUUACAUGUAACAGUAUAUAUUGUUAUUUUAACUUUGAAUUACUUUUCUGGUAGCUCUUUCAGAAAGCAUGGAAUCUCAUUCCAUAGUUUAGCACCAUGCAAUUCUCAAAAAGGUUUUUUCUAUUUUAAGUUUUGAGGGUUUUACUUAAAAUGAUCAAAGAUAGAAGAACAUGUGUUACACAAGAAUUAUCCCUCCUCUCACGCUGAAGCCAUCUGAAAAGAUUGGCGCUGCAGUUUCUAAACUUAUGAGUGACGGUUUUUUACUUGGACUUGAAUAACUUAAUAACAUUCAGCCAAUUUUUAGGGAGGUGGGACCCCGCUCUAGGGUGUGGACUGAGAAGGAGAUGUUAGAAGUGAGUGCUUGGGAGUUUGCAGAGGUAAGAUAUGAAUAAAGGAGUUGAGUGUCCAACAUAAGCAAUUUGUUAAUUGGUUUUAUUAUAUGAACCGUCCACUCCACAAGUGCAGUCCGAUAGAAAACCAUAGUGAAGUUGAUGUUUUUUUAGUGCCAGAUUGGUUGACAUGAGCCAGUCAGGAAAAAGCUGUCCCUGGUGCACUUGUGCUGCUUUGUUGAAAAAAAAAAAAAACAUUGUUCACUUUUUGUUGCAAAAAAAGAGUGGAAAAAAAAAGAAGAAAAAGAGAGGUUAACAAAGCCUUUACAUUGUAUGCUAUAUCAGUAUGCAUUUUCUCCAUACUGUUCUCCAUACAUUUCCUAAGGUGCUAACAAGGAGAAUUUGGUUAACAGUCAGGAGUUAAUCCUUUAUUCUAGUGACCAUAAUUGGUGAUUCAGGGGUGAUGUUGUUGUGAGAAAUUAGAUGCUACUUUCACUUAUGGAUCAAAUAUUUUUGCCUGCUAAGUUUUAAGAGACAAAGUAUUUUAGUGAAUAAUUUUCAAAGACAAUAAUCUAUGUUAUCUAGAGUGACUUCUAAAUCAUAUAGCUGGUAAUGUUAAUAUUGUAAUAUUGUAAUUUUACCGAGUAAUUUUACUGGUUUUAAUUUAGUUUAAUAAUAUUGUAAUGCGCUUUUGAGUAUUUUUAUAGAAAAAGCGCAAUAUAAGUAUUAAAUAUUAUUAUUAUUAUUAUUAUUAUAAAUUGUUACCUAUAUGUUUUGCUUUUAAGCUGUUUUGUCUGAUUCUUGGAUUUCUCAUACUGGCAGGUCGAGGAACAGCUCUCGAUUGCUGAGGAUCUGACAUUUGACUAUGUUUGGGGACCCUAUGACCUCCUGAUUCUGCCUCCUUCCUUUCCAUAUGGUGGAAUGGAAAAUCCUUGUCUGACAUUUGUGACACCAACACUGCUGGUUGGACCAGGGGUGGGUACUGACAUCCAAUAAACACAGAUAUGGAAGUUAAAAAUUUCAAAAGUUACUUUCCUGAAAUGGAAGAGCCAUUUUUUUAAAAAAAGAAACUAAUUGUAUCUGUUGCAUGGGCAUUGUGGAUCACAACACAAUUUUUUUUAUUAUUUUUUAGGGAGGCAGACCUUUGACUGAUGUAAGUAAUGCCUAAUUUGUCCUAAUAUUUUAUUGUUAGUAGUUUUACUUCUCCCUGAAAAGAUGAUGACCAUGAAUGAAAUGCUUGACAGGGGUACAUGAUAGAGAACAGAUUAGUGUUUUUUAUCCUUAGCCCCAUGUAUAGUGUCUUACCUGUUGUUAUUUCACAUCAAAACACCUGUUCAUCCUCUCCUCCCUAAUUCCCUCUCUCUUUUUCCCUCCAUCUCUCUCCCCUCCCUCUCUUCCUCCCCAUUCCCCCUCUCUCCCCUCCCUCUCUUCCUCCCCAUUCCCCAUUCCCCCUUCCCUUUUCCCUCUUCCCUCAUCCUUUCCUUUUUUCUUGCAUCUCUCCCUUUCUCCUUCCCUUCUUCCCCUUUUCAUUUAAUCUUCCUUUGACUUUUAAAUUCAUCAUCUCCAAUACCACUAUUUGGGCAUUAAGAGAAAAAAAACUUUUCUUAAACACUGUCGGUCAGUUACAUACCCUGAGCUAAAUUGAUACUGUUGUGUAACUAUUCAGGUGGUAGCCCAUGAGAUUUCUCACAGCUGGACCGGAAAUCUUAUCACAAACAGGAACUGGGAACAUUUUUGGUACAAUAUUGUUAAUAAUUUAUAUUUAUUGAGUUGCAGUUUCAUAGUUGUUAUCUUUUUUAAUAUAUUACGCAAUUGGCACAAUUUUUCUAACCAAUCAUUGGAUUACAAUACUUCAAUGGUAAGUUUUCAAUUGGCAAAUUAGUGAUAAACAUUGAACCAAGAUUUAUUUCUUUUUUAAGGUUUGCAAAAAUAGUCUGUAAAAUUUUGAUUGUCAGUAGAGGUUUAUAGUUUACUUAGAUCUUGAGCCGUUCCUAUUUAACAUACAAUGGUCAUCAUGCAUAAUGACUCUAUUAAUUCUGACCUGACAUCAACAUCCAGAUUCUCCUUAGCAGUUUUGUGCAUUCCUGUAGGUACUUUUUGGAGAAAUAUGACUCAAUUCCUGCCCCCCCCCCUCCCCUUCCCUUCUGUUUUAGUUAUGGAAGGAGAACCUGUAUUUUGAUUGAUCAGUCUAAGUGUGAAGCAAGUUUAUUCCUGUUUGCCCAGUUUAUUGAUCAAAGUUUAAAUUUUUUUGGAAACCUUGUUGUAGGUUAAAUGAAGGAUAUACAGUCUUUCUUGAGCGUAAAAUCCUGGGACGAAGGAAGGGAGAAAAGAUGGUGGAUUUUGCUUACAUAGGUAAGCUUAGGGUGCAAUUUAGUAUUAACAACUGAGUUGCUAAAUGUGAAUUUCCCACGGUAAAGAGCUUCAAAGCUGAGACAUUUUAAGUGUCAGCCCUUGCCUCAGCUCUGACGCAGGGCUAACUCUCAAAACGUCAGCUUUGAAACUCUUUACAGUGGCCAAUUUUAUAUUAUCAAUUCAGUUGAUAAUUCUGAAAAAACUCACUUGAUUUUACUGAUUUUAAUCAAUCCUCGUGCUUUAUGUUUUAAUAAUUUUUUUUUUCAAUUUUGAAACUACCUUACUAUUAAUUUAUUUUUCUGGCCAAUAGACAGUUAAUUAACUUGCUCAAUUAAUUUAGAAUUCAACUCCCAGAAGUGAUUAACAUCCAUUAUGUCUCCCUAUAUUAUAUCACAAUUCUGUACAUUUUCCAGCAAACAAGUAAUGGGAAUACUCAAAUUUAUCUGUUAAAAGUUGUUAUCUUGACUUAACACCAAAUUCUCAUUACUAGUUUACAAGGAAAUGUGUAACAGCCGGAGAGGAGAAUUAACAAUCAGGUCCUCCAAAUUGUUGCUGGCUGGGGUUUAAGUGUGUUCCUAAGUAUUUACUUUAAAUCAAUUUUGUUUGGGGAUAAAUUCUUGUUUCCUACUUUGGUCAACAGGAGGAUGGAAAACUUUAAAAGAUCAAGUAAGGUCUACUCUACACUCUUUUAAUCUUUUCUACCCAACUAAGUUUUUUUCAAUUACAAAAUUAUUCUUUGAUCAGAUAUUUAGUGCUAUUACCAUAGGGUGCUUAGCACAAAUCCAUUAUUUCAUGCUUUUAGACCCUAGAGAAUCCUGUGUGAUCCAACAUGAUCCUUAUCAGUCAUAGAGGAUCCUGUUUGUAGGAUUUAUAAUUAGGAAUAUGUCUAUAAAAAUCACUGGACAAUACAACUUUUGAGAACAAAUUUGUUGGUGGUAAAAUGAAGCAAUUUUUGUUGAACAUUGUUGUUUUUGUUGUGGCUAAUUUUUUAACUCUCAGAUGAAAUUUUUAAUUCUCUUAACCAUCAACCACACAAUUCUUAUAAUGUUAGUUCAGAGAAUUUAGUAUUGGAUCAACUAAUUAUCCCCAAAUAUAUAAUUUUUUAUUCUCAUCACUUAUGUGGUUGAUAUUUUAUUGAUACUGUAAGAAGAAAUUCUGUCUUGGUCACUUGUGGGAGUUAAAGGGUUAAGAGUGGCAAUAGACAACUGAUAACAACAAAAGGAUGUGGGCAAGUCAGCAGGAAAAAGUGGAAGUAGUUGCUAUACAAAAACUUGGAGCCAAUCCAUUUUCAAACAGUUUUCAAAACUAGAUACCAGAUGCAGACCUCGUUCAUUUAUUCAGACUAAUUUGAAAAACUGUUUUCAGCUCAAGCAGUUCCCAGAGAACAGUCCUUUUACUAAGUUGGUGGUGGAACUGAAAGACACGGACCCUGAUGAUUCAUUCUCUAGUGUGCCCUAUGAAAAAGGGUCUUGCUUCUUGUACUACUUGGAAAGGAUCCUUGGAGGACCUGGUUAGAACAUGUGAUGUAACAUACCUGUACACUAACAGUAUGACAGCAAUAACCCUUUUUUUGAAUGAAUGAAUCGUUGAAUGAGCGAGCACUCUGAAUGUUAAGAAAUUUUUAAAAAAUGUCAAGUUUGGAUUUUUGCGACAUUUGAUGAUGACAAUUGGCUACCAUUGAUGAGAUUGAUAUUAACAAUGAUGAUGAUCAUGACAAUGAUGAUGGUGAUGACUGCCAACCACAAUUUUGGCCACAAUGUCAUCAAUAAUUAUUACUAUUUUUAAUUUUUUAUUUAUAAGUUUGUUAGAAUUGUCGGUGCAAUGUCAACUCUCUGAGUUUUCUUUAUGGCUAGUCAAAUACCUACACCUUAGUGAAAAAGCUAUGGGCAAAAAGCUUAGCUUAAAUAUUGGGUCAUUUCCAAAAGUGCUUCCGAGCUGCAGAUCAGAAUUAAAUGAGUAGAACUGUUUUGUGAUGAUAGCUUCAGAAACUCUUUACAGUGGCCAAAUUACAGUAUCAGUUGAGUUGAUAAAACCAAAUUAUCUUGUUUUAUUCAUGAACUAUGUCUUGAAAACUAAAUGCAAACCAAGGAAAAAAAGGUUGCCUACCAUCUUUGAAUUAAAAAAUGAAAGCAACAUCCCUAAAUGUGGUGUCUUUGAAGCAACUUCAAAUGAAUGUAAAAAAAUGAAGGGCCAACCUGUCUCCCUUUCCCACAAAUGGCCCAAGACAGAGGUCUCUGACAGACUGUUGUUGAUGGCCUAUGCCCCAGGAAAAGUAAUGGGCUAAGAUAGAGAUAGUCAGAUAGAUUUUCUGCAAGCUUUUCAAUAUCAACAUAAUAUAUUAUUAUGACAUUAUGCUAUUUAUCAUAUAAUGUGAUGUUUCAGAGGUGUUUGAACCAUUUCUGAAGAAAUACUUGGAACACUUUAAGUUCAAGACAGUCAAUACAAAAGAUUGGAAACAUUUCUUGGAGGAAUAUUUUCAUGACAAGGUAGAAAAGAACAUUCAACUCUCUUGUAGUACACACCUCUAGAACCCAGGAUGGAGUGGGGUGGAGUACUUGCUAGAAGGAGGUUAAUGGGAAUGUUUAGCUGUAUGUAGUCACAUUUUCAUGACUGGAUUGACUAUAAUGGGAUUGUUUUUCCACACACGUUUUCUGGAUUUUUAGGAUAAAAAGAAUCUGGCAAGAAGGGAUUAACUAAAAAUGGGAAGAUUUGUGCUUGAAGAGUUGUUUCAUUUGUCCAAAAGUGACAAAGAUGGGGUUUAUAAUUGACCACGGAGUAUAGACUGUAAUGGGGUAGAGGUUCAGAGAGUCCAGCAGCACAUGCUCAGCAAUAUUUGACCCAUGCUCCCCUCUCCCUCCCCCCAGGGCUCUAAGAGAAGGUUGGAAAAAUUUCUAGUCAGUGACUCACGUCGUUGACUGAAGGUUGUCCUGGACCAUGUAUUACUUAUGAAACAAUCAGAAGUACUCUGAGUAAGCCUUCCAGUCCUAGGAUCAAAAUAUCAAUUUUCCAAACUGUCUGCAAUAUAUAUAUUUUUUAUAAUUUUAGAGCUGAGAAUUGGUAGAGUGUUCUCUAGUUGAUAUAUCUCCUUCUUCUUGUUACUUUCAUGCAAAAAAUUGGCUCGAAAUUGUAAAAAGUAAUUCUUCUGUGGUCACCUCUGGGAGGGAAAGGGUCGAUUCAGAUGAUACUUUACCUGCUGGUUUCCCUGCCUGUUUUCUUUCAUGAUGCGGUGCCCAAAACUAUUGAAAUAAACAUCUUAAGCUUGUAUGUUUUGUUCACCCAUUUCAGGUCAUGUGAUAAUACUCUAGAUGACUGUUUCUUUUAAAUUUGUUCUCAUUCACGUGCAUGUGUGUGACGAUUAAAGAAAGGUGAAGUUGGGAAUUCCAUUGAGACCUGGAAUGGGUAAACAAAACAUGCAAGCUUAAGAGGUCUAUUGCCAUUCAUCUGACCUCUAUCUUAACAACCAUUGUUUUAACCAUUGCAGAAAGACAUUCUGAAGCAGGUUGAGUGGGAAGCUUGGCUCCAUAAACCGGGAUUGCCACCCGUUAAUAUGAUCGAGUGGUAGGUUCAUUUGCCUUGACUUCAUGUGCAACUGCUAUACAAAGAGGCUGCAACUUUGAUUAACCUUUUGACUCCCACAAGUGAUUAACAAGUAACUUCUCCCUAUAAUAUCCAUACAUUUUCCAGCAAGCAGGUAAUGAGAAAACUCAAACUUAUCUGGUAGAAGUUUAUAUCUUGAUCUGACACCCAAUUCAAAAGGGGGUAAGUUUCUAAAGAAACUAUGGUGUUACGUCGGUGGGAGAGUAUAACAGGUAAUGAAGUGUUAACAAUUGAGUUUAAAACGUAAAUUAGCCACCGUAAAGGGUAAAAAAGCUGACUUUUCGAGCGUUAGCCCUUCGUCAAAGCGAUAGACGAAGGGCUAACACUCCAAACGUCAGCUUUUUUAUCCUUUACGGUGGCUAAUUUACGUUUUCAACUCAGUUGUUAACACUAAAUUACCCAAUUUACAAGGAGAUGUGUAGCAGCUAAAGGGGAGAAUCGACAAUCAUAUCUUGGUAGUUGAAGGGUUUUAAAUCAAACUCUGUAAACGGCAACCCAAUCUCAUCUCUGUUGGAGCUUUUUGUUAUCCAGUAAUGUUAACUUGUAAUUCUCUUCGUAUCAGGUACGACACUACUUUGAGUUAUCCCUGCACAAAAUUGUGUGACAGAUGGUUGGCGGUUAGUGAAUAUGUAUUAUCUUCUCUGACAAUAAACUUAUGGAUUGUUUAGAUUCUUAUUUUUUUCUUCAUUUAUAUCCUUCAUGAAAGAAUUUACAGCACAACUGUUUCCAUUUCUUUAAACUUAUUUUCUGUAAAUUAUAGUCAAGACCAAUUUUUAAUUCAAUGUCUGAUGUAAUUCGGGAUUGUUUUGAUUUUUCUUUACCUCGUUAUGCAAUUGGUUCAAAAAACUCACGCCACUUGCUUAACCAAUCAGAUUCAAUACUAAAACCAAUCACGACUUGGUUGCACGCGUUUUCCCGCGCUUUAGGCUGUUUGCGCGUUUUUACUUCAAGUUCUCGUUGGCUCAUCAUUAUUUUCCCUUGUUAUGUUUGGCUGUUGUGAUUAUUUGGGAUUUGGUUAUACAAUACUCAAACGAAAAGAGAUACAAGAUCCAGUGGUAAAGUAACAUAUUUUGCAAGUGCUUUUAUUCAUUUUAUAUUCAUUAUUUUGUUUUCACAGCCUGAGUCUGAACUGGGCUCAUUUUCUCCUGAUGACAUCAAAGAUUUUUCACCGCCUCAAGUUGUGGAAUUUUUGGCUCAACUAGUGGAUAAGGUUAAGAAACACAAAACUUAUUCACUAUUCUUAAUUCCACCUGACAUACAAUUACUUGUAAGUUAGUAAACCCUUUCACUCCUAAGAUCUCUUUGGUAAUUCUCCUUACUGUCUGCCAUACAACUCUUGCAAUGUAAGUACAGAGAAUUUGGUAAUGGAUCAACUAGUAACCCCCUAAUUGAUAUUUGUCUUUAUUCUCAUCACUUUUCUGCUUGAUAUUUGCCUCAUGUUUGUGGAGAGAUUUACCAAACAUGAUAAAAGUUCACUCGCGUGCUUCACUGUAUGAAAAUUCCAGCAAAUGAAAUAUGUGCUAUUGCAGAAUUAGGGUGGGUAUAAACGCACAAGCUGCAAGUGUUUUGAAUAUAUAAAGAUUUACUUAAUUUCUUUAAUUUUAACAGACAACUGACAAUCCCUCGUUGGACCUAUCGCAUUUGAAGAAAAUGGAUGAAUUGUACGAUUUUACGUCGUCAAGAAACUCUGAGAUCAAAUUCAGGUGAGACGUUCAUUUCUUAGUAGAAGAGCCAGAGACAGAGAAAAAAAUUAGGUCUGAACUAAUUGACGACUGUGUUGAAUUUUGAUCAAAAAGAGUGAUGUUGGUUUACUUUGUUUCUUCCAUUUUUUUUAAGGUGGCUCCGUCUUUGUGUAAGAGGAGUGUGGCAAGAUCGGUACCCACAGACAGUGACCUUCAUCACCAUCCAAGGGAGGAUGAAGUAUAUCAGGCCCUUGUACAAGUAAGAAAAAUGCCUGUUUUACGUUCCUAGUUUUUGGAACAGGAUUUAUUUGUUUAAACGUUAUUUUAAUUACUUUGAUAUCUCAAAAUGUGUUAACGUUUUGUUAGGUUUUCUUCUUGUUUUCGUAUUCAACUCAGUUCUCGUAAUUUGCCCUCCAGGGAGUUAUAUGCAAAGGAAGAGUCGAAGGAGUUGGCUGUGACAACAUUCCAGGAAAAUCGUGCCUUUUAUCACCCCAUUGCUGCCGCCCAGCUUGCGAAGGAUUUAGGCCUCGAGUAACAUCAAGAGAACAAAAAUUCCGAUGCAGAAAACGUUCGAUAACGCAGUCAAAGAAACAGGAAGGAAAUAGAUCUCCAUUAAAUCUAAGAAAUAGAGCAAUUUUCAAUUUAGUGUCGAAAGUAAUUCGGGAUUCUAACAAAUUAAAAGAUAGAGCGUUGGGAUUUCACCAACGGAAACGAGAAAAUUGAUUAGAGAAAUAAUCGCACAUCAAGACAUACGCAGAGUAAGUAGAAAAAAUUAAAUUCGUUUCGUAAAAGCAAGCUACAGGUACAAGGAAAUAGAACAAAAGACGAAACUUAACACACAAGUUCAAAUACGUUGAGUAGUACUUAUAACGGAUUUUGUUUUUUCGCUGCCAUAUUCCAGUCAACCUUACGCAUAAAGUAAGUUUUUAUGCAGGGUUUUUCCAACUCAGCUUUUUACUGAAAAGGAGUGAAAAA